This is a messenger RNA of Letharia columbiana, 1020 nucleotides long. RefSeq lists its product as uncharacterized. The coding region runs from base 1 to 1020 and encodes 339 amino acids. The transcript has 6 exons. The record is from RefSeq and is a predicted model, not a curated record. Lineage: Eukaryota; Fungi; Ascomycota; Lecanoromycetes; Lecanorales; Parmeliaceae.
AUGGCUUCUAUGCCCUCCCCAGCAGAGAUCCUGUAUCAGGAAAAACACAUCUCUGAUAACAAAGUCCCCAAUAUCAUUGCAACGAAUGCCAUUUGCUUUCCCAUUGCUUGUGCUGCUGUUCUCUUAAGAUUCCUCUCUCGUCGGUCGAGCAAGAUCAGAUAUGAAGCAGAUGAUUGGCUAAUUGUUGCUGGGCUGCUCUUUACACUCGGCAUUCUCAUAUGUGAUUGCGUUGGUUUACAUUUCGGGUCUGGGAAACAUCUGAUCCUUCUCAAAAAUCCCGCAGGCUUCGCUCAGGUGCUUAUUUCCGCCGAAGUCAUCUAUAACUUUGCUAUGUUCACCAUCAAAGCUUCAAUCUUGUACUUAUACAAGAGAGUUUUCUUCGUCAGCCGCAACUUCGUCAUCAUUCUAUGGGUAGUCGGCAUCUUCGUUGCUUGCUACAGUAUCACGCAGGUCUUUGCAGCCAUCUUCCAGUGUAUGCCGAUUGACUCCAACUGGAACCCUUUGGUCAAACACUAUUGCAUCAAUACUGAUAUCGGAGCGACCAUCAUCGCGGCCUUCAACGUCCUGACUGACUUUGCAAUCUUGAUUUUGCCAAUGCCCUUACUGUAUGCGCUGCAAAAGCCCACGAAGCAGAAGAUCCAAAUCAUGGGCAUGUUCCUUCUUGGUGGUUUCGUCUGUUUUGCCAGCAUCUAUAGGUGCAUUGUCAUCCACGAGCUCUCUCAUGCAGACCCCAGCUGGUCCGAUGUCCCUGUCAAUAUCUGGACAAUGGUCGAACUAUGCAUUGCCAUUGUCAGCGCCUGCUUGCCUACGACGCGUCCCUUGUUUAGUCGCGCCACUGGCAAAUUCGGCUCCGGGUCAGGAGAAAGCGGAAUGAAGACCAGUCCGGGUUCUGAUCCAAGCUUGAACCUACAGCAGACCCCCUCUGACCCAAGUCAGUCGAGGAAAUUUGCGCACAUUGGUGUACUUGGGGAUCUUGAGCAUGGUCAGACUCGGGAAGUCUCGCCCUCGGAGAAGAUUUGA